UCAGGCAGCUGCUAGGCUGCGAUUACAGCAGCUCCAGCACUUCACACUCCCCUGCUGGGCUGAGCACACGGCAAGAUGAAGGCGGCUCACUGGUACCGGCUGAGCGCUGCCUUCCUCGCUGCUUACAGCUUCCUAGUGGUCGCACACAAUGAAACGGAGGAAAUUCAGGAUGCAACAGCCAGGGACGCCUGCCCGGUGAGACUGGAGAGGAGAGGAAGAUGUGAGGGAGAGGAGUGCCCCUACCAGGUGAGCCUGCCCCCGCUGACUCUUCAGCUCCCCAAGCAGUUCAGCAGGAUCGAGGAGGUGGUCAAAGAAGUUCAGAACCUCAAGGAAAUCAUACACAGCCUGAGGAAAUCGUGUCAAGACUGCAAACUGCAGGCUGAUGACAGCCGAGACCCGGGCAGGAAUGCACUCCUGCUACCCAGCACCGGGGCCCCAGAACUGGCUGCCGACAACCGAGUUGAAGAACUAGAGAGCCAGGUGAACGAGCUGUCUUCGGAGCUGAAGAAUGCCAAAGAGGAGAUCAACAUACUGCAAGGUCGCCUGGAGAAGCUGAAUCUCGUAAACAUGAACAACAUAGAGAAUUAUGUCGACAGCAAAGUGGCGAAUCUAACCUUCGUUGUCAAUAGCUUGGAUGGCAAAUGUUCAUCGAAGUGUCCCAACCAAGAACAAAUACAGUCACGUCCGGUUCAACAUCUAAUAUAUAAAGAUUGUUCUGACUACUAUGCAAUAGGCAAAAGAAGCAGCGAGAUCUACAGAGUGACACCUGAUCCCAAAAAUAGUAGCUUUGAAGUUUUCUGUGACAUGGAGACCAUGGGGGGAGGCUGGACAGUGCUACAGGCACGUCUCGAUGGCAGCGUCAACUUCACCAGAACCUGGCGGGACUACAAAGCAGGCUUUGGCAACCUCAGACGAGAAUUCUGGCUGGGGAAUGAUAAAAUCCAUCUUCUGACCAAGAGUAAGGAAAUGAUUCUGAGGAUUGAUCUGGAAGACUUUAACGGUGUCAAACUGUAUGCCACGUAUGAUCAGUUUUACGUAGCUAAUGAGUUUCUCAAAUACCGUUUGCACGUUGGUAACUAUAACGGCACAGCUGGGGAUGCCUUACACUACAACAAACAUUAUAACCACAAUCUCAAGUUUUUCACCACCCCAGAUAGAGAUAAUGAUCGAUAUCCCUCCGGCAACUGUGGGCUCUACUACAGUUCUGGCUGGUGGUUUGAUGCAUGUCUUUCUGCAAACUUAAAUGGCAAAUAUUAUCACCAAAAGUACAAGGGUGUCCGUAAUGGGAUUUUCUGGGGCACCUGGCCUGGUAUAAGUGAUGCACAGACUGGUGGCUACAAGUCUUCUUUCAAAGAGGCCAAAAUGAUGAUUAGACCAAAGCACUUUAAGUCGUAAGUCUCUAGUGCUCAUUUCUCCAGGCAUCCAUGAUCUAACAGGGCAAUUAGUUCUUUCAGCAUUUUGAAACAAGCCUUGUUGCAUCCAUAUUGUUUUUCCGUGGCUAACAUUUCCUUCAAGUGGCAGAUUUUUAAUGCUACACGGCAUUGGGAAUAAAGCAGAGUCCCUUGUGGUUAUUAAGCUGUUACUCAAUGAACGCUUGUGAGCCCCUGGGAAUACUGAGACUUACACAUUAGAUUUAUACUUUUUAAGAUGCUCAUUAAUUAUAAAGUUUUCUAUUACUCGUGCUAGUUGCUACAUACACAAAAACAAUUGUCAGGAAGCCAGCUUCUGCACACAUAAACUGCAUUUUGGCUAUGACUUUUGAAGGCGUAUCACUCUUUUCAAGGUACAGACAGUAAUUUGGGUAUUUUCUCUAAAUAGCAUCACCUUCCAUCUACCUGUAUUUAAUUUAUGGCCUUCACUUUGGGUCAGGAAGACUAUAGCAUUUUAACUCCAAACAAAGGGAAAUAACAGAUAAUAAUAUUCAUGAUAUGUAAAAUAUUUGUUACUAGAAAUAUUUUUUCAGUGUGGUAGCCUAAUGUCCAUUCUAAGAAGUAUUCAUGAAACAAUGUAACCUUACAGACCACAGUUCCAAGAAAAUGCAUUCACAGUUUCUAAGUCAUCAGAAGUUUGAUGGUGGAAGCUGCUUUGACAUAGUAUGUUCUUCAAACUAAAACUAUUGUGCACACAGGGCAGAAGAUUGUGCAAUGCUGUGCUAGACUACUGGGAGGUUGUCUUUGGGAGGAAUAGGUGUGAGUUAGGAAUGACAUUUAUCUAUAGGCUAUACCACUGUGAAGGCCAGCUGUAUAGCCAAAGCAACAUCAUUAAGUGAUUCACUUCUUAGAAAGCUAAGACUUCUUAGAACAAAUUUAUUUAUUAAAAAUAUAUGAAUUUCAAAAUUUAUAAAAUAGUUCAUUUAUUAUCUAUUCCAACUCUGACAGAUCGCUUAUUUUGUUAUCAGAAAUUCAGAUGGGUGUUUAUUUUUUUAACCAAGUAAAAAGUAUCUAAAUUUUUUAUAAUUCUUUAAUUCUGCAAUAAUAAAUAUACCUAAAAGAUUAAAAAUGUAUUUGGUUUCAUCCUUGCAAGGGGUCACUUCAAAGAGGAGCAGUAUUAUACUGUGUAUUCAAAAACACUUACAUACAUUUUGAAGUAAUCCUCUGUAUAUGUGCAAGUCACAGCAAUAAGUAUGACAUUUCAUUUCUGGUGUCUGUCUCUACUAUGCUAAGUUUUCAAAAUAUAUUCACAAAAAUGUACUUACCUGUCAUUCAGAAUGAUAAUGAUAUCAAGUCAUUUUCAAAUGUCAAUCCCUUAUAGAAAACUUUAAUCAAGAAGAAAAUAUUCUUUUCAAAAUACAUAACACACAAAGAUUUCAGGUAAACAUGAUAAAAAAGUAAGUUAUUACAAAUACUAUUAUUGUUAAAGCAAGAGAACUGAAAGUGGACUUAAAUGAUGAAAAAAAUUAAAACUAUUACAGAUUUCAAAGGCUAUGUAUCCAUUCACUGAAUGCUAAGUGUACAUGUUAUAACUCAUUGUAUUUCUCUUUUUUUUUUUUAAAGCUAGGGAAAAUUGAUGUUUGCUUCAAUAUCCAUAUAUGUAUUUGUUUCAGAUAAGAGCAUUUUCAUUUACUAUGUAUUAAGUAAAUUUCUGUGAUCAAAAAUGGACUUAACACAAAACACAGUUCUAAAGAAAAAUAGAUUUCCAGAGAAAGUGGCCUGUGAUUUAAUAGGAAUGUGUCUUUUCAGGAGAAUGUGGCAAAUAAUUCAUUAACUGAUGUAGAUAGUCUCAAAAGCUUGUUUUUUUAAAAAAAGCUAUUUUAUGUCAAAGAAUCAAACUUUUUAUUUUCUAUUAUACUUUUAUAACACUUUUCUAAUAAAUUCUGUAACAUAGAAAUUCCCUUCAUUUCAUGUCACCCAUUAUAAUGUAUUCUGAACUUUGGUCAUCUUUAACAUGUUAGUGGAAAUAUACCUGAGUCUUUUGCCUGAAUUAUUCACUAAUAUAUGCUAAUGUUCAUAAAUAUGGAUUAACUUUACAAAUAUGACAUUUAAAAUCU
Messenger RNA from Lepus europaeus (European hare), 3487 nucleotides. RefSeq names its product fibrinogen like 2 (gene FGL2). NCBI's taxonomy places the organism in Eukaryota, Metazoa, Chordata, Mammalia, Lagomorpha, Leporidae. The coding region runs from base 76 to 1395 and encodes 439 amino acids. The transcript is spliced from 2 exons. The record is from RefSeq and is a predicted model, not a curated record.